Molecule: messenger RNA, 867 nt
Organism: Mauremys reevesii (Reeves's turtle)
Lineage: Eukaryota; Metazoa; Chordata; Testudines; Geoemydidae
Gene: OVOL3
Product: ovo like zinc finger 3
Exons: 4
Coding region: 1-867 (288 amino acids)
Biological process (GO): regulation of transcription by RNA polymerase II; epidermal cell differentiation
Cellular component (GO): nucleus
Molecular function (GO): RNA polymerase II cis-regulatory region sequence-specific DNA binding; DNA-binding transcription factor activity, RNA polymerase II-specific
Source: RefSeq, a predicted model, not a curated record
AUGCCGAAGGCUUUCCUGGUGAAAAGACACCCAGCAGCCAGGCUGGGAUCCCAGGACUGGGGAGAGCUCUCGGACCGGCUCCGGGGCGACGCCUAUGUCCCAGGUAGGUGCCUAGUUCAUUACCCUGGGUGGGUGGUGGGGGAUUCUACUUACUUCAGGGCAUGGGCCAGAUUCACCGCUCUGACGUUCUCUGCUUACCCUCCGAGUGCCCAGCCCAGGGAGCUGCACCCGUCUCCAAGGCCUGAGGCCAGCAUGAGCAUUAGCCCCGCAGCCUCGGGGGCGUUCCCAGAGGACAGGAAGAGCGGCUGGGACGGACCAAGUCAGAGGAGCUCCCCCAGGCCCCGUCCAAACCUGCUGCCCCCUGAUGCCGCAACGAAAUACCCUAGAGCGAAGGGGAAAGGCCCCCAGGGGCCGGGCGACUUCCCCUGCCCGGUGUGCAGCAAGGCCUUCCCGCUGCAGCGCAUGCUGACCCGCCACCUGAAGUGCCACAGCCUGGUCAAGAAGCACGUCUGCCGGUACUGCGGGAAGGGCUUCAACGACACCUUCGACCUGAAGAGACACACGCGGACCCACACCGGCAUCCGCCCCUACCGCUGCCACGUCUGUGCCAAGGCCUUCACCCAGCGCUGCUCCCUGGAGUCCCACCUCCGCAAGAUCCACGGGGUGCAGCAGAACUACGCCUACCGCGAGCGGCGCGCCAAGCUCUUCGUCUGCGAGGAGUGCGGCUUCACCUGCGCCGCCGGCGACGAGUACUACACCCACGUGCAGCGGCUCCACCCCGGCAACGCCCUGCUGCGCAAGUACCUCCGCAAGCAGGGCACCGCCCCGCUUCGCUUCCUCCUCUACUCCGGCGGCUAUUACGCCUGA